UUCGAAUCAAAAUUAUAUAUUUGAUGCUCUUAUUGCAGAUUUGGUAAAAAGUCUACAUGCAGUUAAUGGCACUAUGUGGCACAAUACGUUUUUGGGUUUAUGGAUUGCGGCACUGCGGUUGGUUCAAAGGGAAAGGAAUUUGAGUGAAGGUCCAGUACCUCGUCUUGAUACUUGUAUGUGUAUAUUAUUGAGCAUUACAACCAAUGUGGUCGCAAAUAUUAUUGAAGAAGAGGAAGGUGAACUGAUUGAAGAAGCUGAGUGUGGCCCUACAAAUCAAGGAAAGAAUCAACAGGUUCUGGGGAAGCGUCGCGGGGAAUUGAUAACUUGCUUACAGUCAUUGGGUGAUUUUCAGUGUUUGCUUACUCCACCUCAAGCUGUUCUCAGGGAAGCCAAUCAAGCUGCUGCCAAGGCUAUGCCUAUUAUGCUGGUAUCGGGAAACCCUGUGGGUAGUGGGCACUCAAAAUCAUCGAGCAUGGAUGACUUGCCCAUGAAUUGUUUUGGCAAUUUACGGCAUCUAAUUGUUGAGGCCUGUAUUGCAAGAAAUAUACUUGACACAUCGGCUUAUUUUUGGCCUGGCUAUGUGAAUGCCUGCAGCAAUCAAAUUCCUUCCAGCAUUUCUAACCAGGUGGAUGGCUGGUCUUCAUUGAUGAAGGGAUCAAAGUUAACUCCUGGGUUAGUUGAUGUCUUAGCAGCAACUCCUGCUUCCAGCUUAGCGGAGAUCGAAAAGGUUUAUGAAAUUACAAUUGAUGGUUCAGAUGAAGAGAAGAUUUCUGCUGCUACCAUUCUGUGUGGUGCAUCUCUAGCAAGCGGAUGGAAUAUACAGGAACACACUAUUAUUUUUAUCACAAAGUUGCUCUCACCUAUUUGUUUGCCUAAUCACACUGGGACUGAAAAUCAUUUAAUCAGCCAAGCACGAUUUCUAAAUGUCCUUCUUGUUGGAAUCUCAUCUGCAGACUGUGUUCAUAUUUUCUCCUUACAUGGUUUGGUUCCAUUACUUGCGGCAGGGCUAAUGCAAAUAUGUGAGGUUUUUGGCUCAUGUGUUUAUGAUGUCUCAUGGACUGUCGCAACCGGAGGAAAACUCUCUCCUCAAGAGGUGUUCUCUAAUGCGUUUACUCUUUUGCUUAGAUUCUGGCGGUUUGACCAUUUAUCCAUUGAACAAGUAAGGGGCAAUGCAGCAACUCCACCACUUGGAAAUCUAUUUAGUCCUGAAAACCUUUUAUUGGUUCGAAACAAUAGAGUUGCAUCAUUUGGAAGAUCAACAAAGGAUAGUCUAAAGCUCAAAAGAUUAUCAAAAAUUGUACGCUUUCCUAAAGAAUCUAUAUAUAUUGAUUCCUUUCCAAAACUAAACUUUUGGCAUCGACAACAUCAAGAACGCAUUGCUUCGACCCACUCUGGUUUUAUGCCUGGAGGGCAUGUUCAACAGAUUGUUGAUGCUUUACUAAGGAUGAUGUUUAGGAAGGUAAAUGUUGGUUUUGAGCCUUCGACACCUACGACCUUAGGAAGCAUCAGCUCUUCUCGAUUCGGGUCUGCAUUGGAUGAUGCUUUAGUGAAACUAAAAGUGCCUGCCUGGGAUAUUCUGGAAGCCGUUCCCUUUGUGUUGGAUGCUUCUCUGAAUGCUUGUGCUUAUGGAACGGUCUCUACCCGUGAAUUGGCUACAGGCCUCAAACGUUUAGCCGAUUUUAUUCCAGCAUCUUUGGUUGCCAUUGCAAGCUACUUUUCAGCUGAAGUUACAAGGGGCAUAUGGAAGCCAGUAUUCAUGAAUGGAACUGAUUGGCCUAGCCCUGCUGCAAAUUUAUCCCUUGUUGAACAACAUAUAAAGAAAAUUUUAGCAGCCACAGGUGUUGAUGUACCAAGCCUUGCUAUAGAUGAGGAAUAUCCAGCUACACUUCCUUUGCCUUUGGCAGCUUUCGUAAGCCUAUCAAUAACAUACAAACUUGACAAAGGCAAAGGAAGAUUCCUCCUUCUGAUUGGCCCAACUCUUAAUGCUGUUGCUUCUGUUUGCGUCUGGCCCUGCAUGCCCAUUUUGACCUCUUUAUGGAUCCAAAAGGUGAAGCGUUGGCGUGACUACUUUUUGCUACGUGCUUCCGGAACUGUCUUCCAUCACAACAAAGAUGCGGUAGUUCAGCUGCUAAAAAGUUGCUUCACAUCCACUCUCGGACUUGGCUCUACCUGUAUGAAUAAUAAUGGUGGUGUUGGUGCCCUUCUUGGUCAUGGCCUUGCUUCCCACUCUCCAGUUGCUCCAGGGAUUCUCUACUUAAGAGUGUACCGGUUUAUUGGAGAUAUCAUGUUUUUGAACAAAGCAAUCAUGUCUAUUCUAUUGCUUUCAGUUAGAGACAUAGCAAGUAGUGACGAGUUACCUAAAGGCGAUGUAAAGAAACAACUAAAUAAAAUCAAGUAUGGAAUGAAACGUGGACAAGUUUCUCUUGUCAGAUACAUGGCACGGGUCAAGCAAGCCGCGUUACUUGGUGCUUCAUUGGUUUGGAUAUCAGGUGGACAAAAGUUGGUUCAAUCAUUGAUAAGAGGCACUGUUCCUUCCUGGUUUUUAUCGGCUGAUACGUUGGAGCAGGAGGAUGGAGAAACUGGAGUGCUGGUUGCUAUGCUUAGCGGCUAUGCACUGGCGUAUUUUGUUAUGCUUAGUGUAGCAUUUGCAUGGGGUAUUGACCAUUCUUCAGUUCCACCAAAUCGACGAGCAAAGGUUAUUGCAAUUCAUUUGGACUUCCUUGCAGACACAAUGGAGAGGUUUACAACACUGAGUUGCCAUCAUGCUACUUGGCAAGCCUAUGUGUCAGGUUUUGUGAGCUUGAUAGUGUGCUGCACUCCAAUGUGGAUCCGUGAGGUUGAUGCGGAAUUGUUGAAGAGACUGAGCAAGGGAUUAAGACAAUUGAAUGAAGAUGAGUUGGCUCUUCGCCUUUUGGAAAUUGGAGGGAUAGGUGUCAUGGGUACAGCAGCUGAAAUGAUAAUAGAAUCUGCACGUAUGUUGUAAUUCUAUCAGAACUAGCAAAUACUAAACCAUUAACACCUUUUAGGCUUUAACUGUAAAUGAAGGUAGCAAUCUUUAGUUUUAGAAAGAAAAAAAACAGCUGUUUAUAUACCUUGCAAUGAUUUCCUAGUUCGUCACAAUGUUCUUCGUUUACAUUAAUCAGUUACAAGUGACAACAGAACAAUUUUGUUUCCAAAUUGACAAGAUGAAAUACUUUUUUGCCUAUUUCAGUAAACUCCUGAUCAGAUGGCUUUUAUACAGGCAGUGUGUUUUUCGGUAAUUUGCUGCUGUCAAUAUUUUUUUUCAGUAACCAUUAUGGGAGUGAUGUACAUUUUGUGAGUGAUAUAUUUCAAACAAAAAAUAUGUGAACAUGGUAAUGCUUAAAUAUAUGAAACUAUAUAGUUGAAUCCCCUUUCAGUAGUUUUCUCUUCAUUCUUGUAUGGUAUCACUUAACAGCAUCGAGGACCAGAGUUAGCGCCACGUGAAAUUUAUGGAUGGACUUUGCAUCGCUGCAAGAGAUUUGUUCAGAAGAGAGUGUGGUGAAGGCUCCUCUAAAGUGAGCAAUUCACUUUAGAGAAUAAAAUGAGUAGUACUAUCAACCGUUUAUAAGAUUGAUAUUAUGAACAUGCAUAACAUAUCAUAGGUGGUUACAAUAUCAACCAUUGAUUUUUUCACUUUACUAACUUAAUACUUUAAAGAACCAAUUCUGAAUAGAGGAAAUCAUUGAAAUACUGUCUUAUUUAUCACCUCUAAAUAUGGUCGAGUCACUUGCUUAGAGGUACUAGAACUCGGUAACGUU
Medicago truncatula (barrel medic) is the source of this 3779-nucleotide messenger RNA. Its product is annotated as mediator of RNA polymerase II transcription subunit 33A. The transcript is spliced from 8 exons. Gene Ontology annotation, cellular component: mediator complex. The coding region runs from base 74 to 2983 and encodes 969 amino acids. The record is from RefSeq and is a predicted model, not a curated record. Gene Ontology annotation, biological process: regulation of phenylpropanoid metabolic process. NCBI's taxonomy places the organism in Eukaryota, Viridiplantae, Streptophyta, Magnoliopsida, Fabales, Fabaceae.